AUGCCAGGGCCUUCGCCAGGGCUGCGCCGAGCGCUACUCGGCCUCUGGGUUGCCUUGGGCCUGGGGAUCCUCGGCCUCUCAGCGGUCGCACAGGAGCCCUUCUGGGCGGACUUGCAGCCGCGCGUGGCGCUGGUGGAGCGCGGGGGUUCGCUGUGGCUGAACUGUAGCACCAACUGCCCGCGGCCGGAGCGCGGCGGCCUGGAGACCUCGCUGCGUCGGAACGGCACCCAGAGGGGGCUGCGCUGGCUGGCGCGGCAGCUCGUGGACAUCCGCGAGCCGGAGAGCCAGCCCGUCUGCUUCUUCCGCUGCGCGCGCCGCACGCUCCAGGCGCGUGGGCUCAUUCGCACUUUCCAGCGACCCGAUCGCGUGGAGCUGGUUCCGCUGCCUGCCUGGCAGCCCGUGGGGGAGAACUUCACCCUGAGCUGUAGGGUCCCCGGCGCCGGACCCCGGGGAAGCCUCACGCUGUCUCUGCUGCGGGGCACCCAGGAGCUGAUCCGCCGUCGUUUCUCCGGAGAGCCGCCCCGAGCGCGGGGCGCGGUGCUCACCGCCACCGUCCUGGCGCGGAGGGAGGAUCAUGGCGCGAAUUUCUCCUGCCGUGCCGAGCUGGAUCUGCGGCCGCACGGCCUGGGAUUGUUCGCAAACAGCUCAGCCCCUAGAGAGCUCCGAACUUUCGCUCUGCCGCUUGACCCCCCGCACCUCACCGCUCCCCGGCUCUUAGAAGUCGGCUCCGAGAGGCCUGUGAGCUGCAGCCUGGACGGGCUGUUUCCAGCCUCAGAGGCUGAGGUUUACCUCGCGCUGGGAGACCAGAGGCUCAGUCCUGAUGUCACCCUCCAGGGCGACGCCCUGAGGGCCACCGCCACCGCCACCGCCGGCCACGAACACGAGGGCACUAGGCAGCUAGUGUGCAACGUGACUUUGGGGGGCGAGAGCCGCGAGACCUGGGAAAACGUGACUGUCUAUAGCUUCCCAGCGCCCCGCCUGGCGUUGAGCGACCCUAACGCGCCCGAGGGGCAUUUGGUCACCGUGACUUGCACUGGCGGGGCUCAGGCGCGGGUCACGCUGGAGGGAAUUCCAGCGGCUGUCCCGGGACAGCCGGUCCAGCUGCAAAUCAACGUCACCGAAGACGACGACAAACGUGACUUCUUCUGUGAUGCCGCCCUCGAGGUGGACGGGGAGACGCUGAGCAAAAACGAGAGCGCCGAGCUUCGCGUCCUGUAUGCUCCCCGGCUGGACGACUCCGGCUGUCCCAGGAGCUGGACGUGGCCCGAGGGCCCCGAGCAGACGCUGCGCUGCGAGGCCCGCGGGAACCCCGCGCCCUCCGUGCACUGCGCGCGCCCCGACGGCGGGGCGGUGCUGGCGCUGGGCCUGCCCGGGCCGGUCACCCGCGCGCUCGCCGGCACCUACCGCUGCACGGCGGCCAAUGCGCAGGGCCAGGCGGUCAAGGACGUGACGCUGACCGUGGAGUACGCACCGGCGCUGGACAGUGUGGGUUGCCCCGAACGUCUUACGUGGCUGGAAGGAACAGAAGCGUUGCUGAGCUGUGUGGCCCAGGGGGUCCCGCCGCCCCACGUGAGCUGCGUGCGCUCCGGGGAGGUGGCCAGGGUCGAGGGGCCCCUGCGGGUCGCCCGGGAGCACGCGGGCACGUACCGCUGCCAGGCCACCAACGCCAGAGGCGCAGCAGCCAAGAACGUGGUUGUCACCGUGGAGUAUGGCCCUCGUUUUGAGGAGCUGAGCUGCCCCAGCAACUGGACCUGGGUGGAAGGAUCUGGAAAGCUGUUUUCCUGUGAGGUGGACGGGAAGCCGGAGCCAAGCGUGGAGUGCGUGGGACCCGAGGGUGCCAGGGACGGGGUGGCGCUGCCGCUGGCCUCCUCCAACCCGGGUCCCCGGAACCCCGGGAGCCCCAGCGACCCGCCGCCCGGCGUCUACCUCUGCAACGCCACCAACCGGCACGGCUCGGCCAUCAAAACCGUCGUCGUGAGCGCGGAGUCACCGCCUCAGAUGGAUGAGUCCAGCUGUCCAAGUCACCAGACGUGGCUGGAAGGGACGGAGGCGGCGGCGCUGGCCUGCGCCGCCCGGGGCCGCCCCGCCCCACGCGUGCGCUGCGCCAGGGACGGCGCGGCGCGGCCCGAGCGGCGGCGCGUGUCCCGCCAGGACGCGGGCACCUAUCGCUGUGUGGCCACCAACGCCCACGGCACGGACUCCAGGACCGUCACCGUGGGCGUGGAAUACCGGCCGGUGGUGGCCGAGCUGGCCGCCUCUCCCCCGAGCGUGCGACCCGGCGGGAACUUCACCCUGACUUGCCGCGCCGAGGCCUGGCCUCCCGCCCAGAUCAGCUGGCGCGCGCCCCCGGGGGCGCUCAACCUCGGCCUGUCGAGCAACAACAGCACCCUGAGCGUGGCCGGCGCCCUGGGCAGCCACGGCGGCGAGUACGAGUGCGCAGCCACCAACGCGCACGGGCGCCACGCGCGGCGCAUCACGGUGCGCGUGGCCGGUCCCUGGCUGUGGAUCGCUGUGGGGGGCGCGGCCGGGGGCGCGGUGCUGCUGGCGGCGGGGGCCGGCCUGGCCUUCUACGUGCAGUCCACGGCCUGCAAGAAAGGCGAAUACAACGUGCAGGAGGCCGAGAGCUCGGGCGAGGCCGUGUGUCUCAAUGGCGCAGGCGCAGGUGCCGGGGGCGCAGGCGCGGACGGGGGCGCCGACAGGGGGGGCGCGGCCGAGUCCCCCGAGGGAGGGGAGGUCUUCUCCAUCCAGCUGACGUCGGCCUGAGCCUGCACCCCUCUCCCCGCGGGCCGGGGGCCGCCCCCUCCCCAGACGCACACGAUGGGGGGGGCUUAUUUAUUGUGGUAUUUAUUCAACUUCAGGGGC
This is a messenger RNA of Dipodomys spectabilis (banner-tailed kangaroo rat), 2862 nucleotides long. RefSeq names its product intercellular adhesion molecule 5 (gene Icam5). Gene Ontology annotation, cellular component: membrane. The record is from RefSeq and is a predicted model, not a curated record. Gene Ontology annotation, biological process: cell-cell adhesion. NCBI's taxonomy places the organism in Eukaryota, Metazoa, Chordata, Mammalia, Rodentia, Heteromyidae. Gene Ontology annotation, molecular function: integrin binding.